UUUUUUCUUUCUAUAGACUUGGUCCACUCGUCUUCCAAUCAAGUCUGCCCCCUACUUGUUCCACUUCUCUCCUCUUUUGGCAUCUCCUUUCUUUCCGUGCUUGCCUGCCAUAAACACACCUGCUGGUCUCGGGAACCAUGGAAUCAGAUUCAAUAGAAAUGGACGGGCAACAUUCGGUGUCUUCGCUUGAAGAACCAAAAAGGGAGGAGUCAGUAGUGGCAGAAACAUCAAGUUUUAUUCCAAGAACAAGGCCUAACAACUUCCUGAGUAAGCAUCGAAUGGUAGCUGCAAUCACCCAACUUCAGAAUCAAAUCAAUUUCAUACAGGAGGAGCUGGACCAGCUUGAUACAUUAGGGGAAUCGUCAAUUGUUUGCGAAGAACUCCUGUCAAGUGUUGAAUCGAUUCCUGACCCACUACUUCCAUCGACUCAAGGUCCGGUAAACGCUAGCUGGGAUCGGUGGUUCAAAGGGAACCAGAACUCGCGAAGACGGUGGAUCUAAGGAGCUUUUCUUCUUACAACAUCUAUCCAUGUAUCGCCACCACUACGCCUACCAUUUCAAAUAUGUAGUGCCCAAUAAACGCAGACAAGUAUUAACGGAAUGCAACCUUUUAUUUUCUAGAGAAAA
Molecule: messenger RNA, 626 nt
Organism: Populus trichocarpa (black cottonwood)
Lineage: Eukaryota; Viridiplantae; Streptophyta; Magnoliopsida; Malpighiales; Salicaceae
Product: guanine nucleotide-binding protein subunit gamma 2
Exons: 4
Coding region: 138-500 (120 amino acids)
Biological process (GO): G protein-coupled receptor signaling pathway
Source: RefSeq, a predicted model, not a curated record